Messenger RNA from Xenopus laevis (African clawed frog), 2037 nucleotides. It is a transcript of the gene fam219a.L, whose product is annotated as protein FAM219A. The transcript is spliced from 6 exons. The record is from RefSeq and is a predicted model, not a curated record. Lineage: Eukaryota; Metazoa; Chordata; Amphibia; Anura; Pipidae. Bases 154 to 711 code for a protein of 185 amino acids.
GGCGGAAGCGACCAGUGAGUCAGUCAGUGCCGGGGGAUGAGGUGAGGGAGAGGCACCGAGAGUACGACCGACUGUACCGCCCGCAGCCGCCGCUCAUACGGCUCCGACCCCCUGACAUCCAGCGACCCCACCGCUCCCAAUACACUCGCAGCCAUGAUGGAGGAGAUAGACCGAUUCCAGGUGCCCACAGUCCGCUCUGAGAUGCAGCCCCUGGACCCCGCGGCCGCUGCCAUAUCUGACCCCGACUGUGAAACCAGAGAGGGGGAGACCGUGGCCAUGAACUACAAACCUUCUCCUCUCCAAGUCAAGUUGGAGAAGCAGCGGGACAUCGCAAGGAAGGGAUCCCUAAAGAAUGGAAACGUGGGGAGCCCAGUGAACCAGCAGCCUAAAAAGAACAACGUCAUGGCACGGACCAGACUGGUGGUCCCUAAUAAAGGCUAUUCCUCCCUCGAUCAGAGUCCCGAUGAGAAGCCGCUUGUUGCUUUGGACACAGACAGUGACGAUGACUUUGAUAUGUCCAGAUAUUCGUCCUCAGGUUACUCCUCCGCUGAGCAGAUCAACCAGGACCUGAACAUCCAGCUGCUGAAGGACGGCUAUCGAUUAGAUGAGAUUCCUGACGAUGAAGAUCUCGACCUGAUCCCCCCAAAGUCUGUGAACCCCACAUGCAUGUGCUGCCAAGCCACCUCCUCCACUGCCUGCCAGAUCCAGUAAUGAGGGGCCCCUGAUUCUGCUUCCCACCAUAACUCUAAUACCCAACAGCCAUUGCUUCCUCCUAUGGUAGGACAUGCACCUGUUUGUUUCUCAGAGCCAGAGAAACCCAAAACCCAUUUGCUGCGUCACUCACACAUUGGGGCUGCUGGGAUGGGACUACAGGCAUCAUCAUGGGGUCAUUUGGGGGUAAGUAAGACUGGGGGUACAGGGAGAGGAUGGAAUGCAGCUCCUGGGGGGUGGAUCCUUGGGGGAGGGGCUUGUGUCCCACUGUCUGAGUGGCACAUUUCUUCCCGAGGGGCAUUAGCAGUAAUAGACCAUGGAGAAGGGGAUCAUGUCUGGAGCAUAUUCAGUAGCCUGGCUCCGCCUCCUUCCCUUAACCCUGCCCCUCCAUUCAUAGUGCAGUUUGCCAAGCAGUGUCCCACAGGCAGGCAGGCAUAACUAGUUACCCAAGUGCCAUGCUGUGUCCAGACAUAACUAGUUAGUCAUGUUUGGUGCUAUGGCCAGACAUAACUAGUUACCCAAGCACUGUGAUAUAGCAAACAGUACUAGUUAUCUAAGCAUGGUAUGAGCAGAUAUUACUAGUUAGCAAAGUGUUGCGGUCAGACAUAACUAGCUAGUCAAGCACAAAGCCCUAGCUAUACUUAACAAGUACAGCCGGACUUAACUAGUAAGGCCAGACAUAUCACACUAUCCUGCUGUCAUUCGUAUGUAUAUAAGUGAGGGGAUCUGUAGAAUUGGUAAGGACUCCCAUUAGCCACUGGCAUCCAGUCAUGCGUGAAGAAGGCCAGUAACUUGUAGCCCAUUAUACUCAUUUAGUUGCCUUGUAAUCUGCUUUUCUGGCUAGAAACAUCGGGGGGGGGGACAGCAGUGGCUUGUGGGUAGGAACUAAUAAGGUGCUGUCCAACAAAGUGAAUCAGGGGGACCUACCCCAGGUUCUGUUCCAUUUCCUGGUGUCAAGUGGAGCCCCGUCCCCUUACUCCUUAGGCACAGACUCGGCCAUGAGCCACAGAAUUAUCCACUGAUCACAGGCUCCCAAGGGCCCCACGUGCUACAGAAAUGGCUCCUUUAAUAAACACUUCAAUGACAUCUCCAACAUUGACUUCAAUGAGAUCCAAUCAGCAUAAACCAUAAUAACCCCAGCACAUAGACUCCUCUGAUACUCCCAUUCAUUCCCUGACACUCCCAGCAUUCCCUGAUACUCCCAGCACAUAGACUCCUCUGAUACUCCCAUUCAUUCCCUGACACUCCCAGCAUUCCCUGAUACUCCCAGCACAUAGACUCCUCUGAUACUCCCAUUCAUUCCCUGACACUCCCAGCAUUCCCUGA